GUGGCUAACCAAGUAAAGUGAAGCAACACAUUCAUUUGGAUCCGGGGGGUUGCUACUGCAUGCUUCCCUUUGUUCCCUGUAAAAGUACAUAUUAAACUAGCUUUCAGGUGAAAUUAUAAUGGGCCAAAAUGGUACUGCAACCAGUGGCCGCGGCCUAACUGGGAUGCAAAUCGUGUCUACCAUUCGUAUGGUGGCGAAGAUGCACGAAAAAUGCGACUGCGAAUGCUCAGCCGCGAAUAAUCCUGUUGUGCUGAACGAAAAUUGGUGUGCUCACACACAGUCUCCUCGAACUGGAGUAGCGGCACGGUUUUCUCAGCUCCCCAAGGAAGCAUACACGGAGAGGGCUGUGCAUCGCUUUAUGAUUGAAGGCGAAGAAGUGGAGGUGUGUGAAUAUGCACCUAAAGUUUUUUGCCUAAUUAGAAAUAUAAAUUGUAUAAAAAGCAAAAAAUUUAUUGAUGAGUGGACCUUUUCCGCUGGACACACUAAGAUGAAACUAAGCGCUGGUCGUUCGAAGGCUUUUUUCAUCAGCUCGAAGAAUUUGCUUUUUUUAUCUAAGACUAUCGCAAAAGAGGAGUCAGAGGUCCUAGCUGACAUCCUCGAGUCCUACACUCAGUAUCUUUUAACUCAUCCUAAUUCACUCCUUUCGCGCUUCUACAUGCUACUUAAUAUGCGGGUAGGUAAGAAAGUGGGUUAUAUUCUGUGCAAUUCUGACGUAUUUGCGAAUGCAGCGACAUUAGAUGAGAAGUGGGAUAUCAAGGGGCGCAUGCCGAAGCUGGGAAAGUUCUUCUAUAUACCCCAUUUGGUGCCUCACACCUAUGAUCCAAAUCAGACUGAGGUGGUUGUACAUGCGACCGAGAAACGAAUUAACGAUGCACUUAAUAUCGCACGAAGCGGGGCUGCAUGCAAGCAGGAAGUGGCCACGAAACACGAUAAGGAUCUAACGCGAAUGUUUUGGAUUAAGAGAGGACGUCGUGAACAAUUCAUUAGACAGCUUCUCUCAGAUUAUGCGUACUUGGCAUCUGAAAAUCUUAUGGACUAUUCCUUGCUCAUUGGUGUGGCGAGUAAUGGCUGCAAUUCUUCGAUCUCAGGUAAUGAGGAUGCUUCCUGUGAAGGUUCUUCACAGAUGCAAGCGAGGCCACUGAGUGCUCAUCUCUCGCAGGUUGGACCCUUUGCUUUUCGAAGCCAAGAUUCACUAAGUGAACGUAGCAGGCAGUGUUUAGUGUCUAUGUACGAGAAGGGCAUCCCUAGUGUUCUGGAUCAAGAGGUUUACUAUAUUGGUAUUAUUGACGUUCUCACAAGGUAUACCGUCAAAAAGAAACUUGCUAACUUUUGCAAAUCCUUUUUAUGGGCUCAAAGAACUUUAUCAACUAUUCCUCCAAAGCGGUAUCAACGUCGCAUAAACAAAUAUACACAGAUAAUAUUUCCCAAAGUUUGCUAAUUCAAAUUAGAAUUAUAUAAAUAAGCGAGAGAAUGAACAAACGCAAGAAUAGUAACUCUGUAGGAAUCGGUGGAUUAGUACUAUUUUGUUCAAAUGAGUACAUCUAGUGUUAUAUAUUUACAA
Messenger RNA from Phytomonas sp. EM1, 1561 nucleotides. NCBI's taxonomy places the organism in Eukaryota, Euglenozoa, Kinetoplastea, Trypanosomatida, Trypanosomatidae. The record is from the annotation of a GenBank genome assembly.